This is a messenger RNA of Eucalyptus grandis, 1415 nucleotides long. RefSeq lists its product as uncharacterized. Gene Ontology annotation, molecular function: hydrolase activity, acting on ester bonds. NCBI's taxonomy places the organism in Eukaryota, Viridiplantae, Streptophyta, Magnoliopsida, Myrtales, Myrtaceae. The record is from RefSeq and is a predicted model, not a curated record.
CAAAGAAGUGCCCUUCAUCCCAAUUCCCAACCCCUCCCUCUCUCCCUCGAUUAGCAUCGUUCGUUCGUCCAUCUUCGUCUCUCUCCCUCGCGUGAAGGCGCUGAACGGUGGCUCAAAAGCCUAGUGCUGGAAAGCAAACAUUGGUCAGACAGGCAGCUUGAUUGUGCUCGAAAAGAUCACGCAAAGAAAUUUGAAUCGACCCCCUUAUAAAUAGUGUCCAGUUGACUCUUGGUCUGGCAAUAUCGUUACUUGCUAGACAUCUAUUCUUGGGGGACAGGAUCAUAGAAAAACAGAGGUAUGAAAGUGUUUGACGCCCAUUGCCACUUGCAAGACCCAAGGGUCUGGCAUAUGGCACCAAAGUUAAUUGAGUCGGCCCUUCAGUCUGGUGUUGUUAAAUUUGCGGUGAAUGGAACCCAUGAGAAAGACUGGCAUUUAGUGAAGCAAAUGAGCGACGACUAUCCUUCUACCAUUCCAAACUUUGGACUCCAUCCUUGGUUUGUCGCCGAUAGAACCCCUAACUGGUUCCAAACAUUAAGGCAAUUUUUUGAGGCCACUCCUUGUGCUGCAGUGGGAGAGAUUGGUUUGGACAAAGGGUCUCAUGGGAGGAAUAUCGAUUUCAACGAUCAGGUCGAAGUGUUCCAGAAACAGCUCGAACUUGCAAAAGAGUUGAAUAGACCAGCAUCCAUCCAUUGUGUCCGAGCAUUUGGUGAUCUUCUUCAGAUAUUGCGAGAGGCAGGGCCUUUUCCUGCUGGUGUCAUCCUCCACUCUUAUUUAGGUUCCGCUGAAAUGGUUCCUCAGUUUGUUCAAGUUGGAGCUUAUUUUUCAUUCUCAGGAUUUCUCAUGUCCAUGAAAGAGCAGAAGGCAAAGAAGAUGUUGAAAGCAGUUCCUUUUGAAAGAAUUUUACUGGAAACAGAUGCGCCAGAUGCAUUGCCAAAGAAUCCUGCAUUUGUCAUUGAUGAUGAUGCUCGUUCAAGUGUAAGUCAGGCUGAUGAAGGGGGCACUGAAUCUACAUCUCUGAUGGAAUCUCUGAAUCAUCCGGCAAACAUUCAUGCGGUGCUUAAUUAUGUGGCAUCCUUGCUAGACAUGCCUCCAGAAGAUCUUGCGGAGCUCAGCUGUAAAAACGCAGUGCAUUUAUUCUCCUAUGAAGGUACGAAGCUGGACAAGAUAUAGUCGCCAGCGAGGGUCACGGCCCUCGCCCAGUAGCUGGCGAGGGCUUGGCGGGCCUCGCCGGCCAUUGCUAGGAAUCGAAGGUGAAAGAGCAAAGGGCCACACCGAACAACUGGCAUCCACGUCAAUGCUAAGGCUGGAUGGACCAAAUUGGUACUAAUGUAAAAAUGUUUAGGAUUGAAUUUGUUUAAUUGAAAUGUUUAUGACUAUAUUGAUACCAAUACUAUAGGUUUAAGAUUUUUUUGGUA